This is a messenger RNA of Osmerus eperlanus (European smelt), 4567 nucleotides long. It is a transcript of the gene fam184ab, whose product is annotated as family with sequence similarity 184 member Ab. Lineage: Eukaryota; Metazoa; Chordata; Actinopteri; Osmeriformes; Osmeridae. The record is from RefSeq and is a predicted model, not a curated record.
CGAACGGAACUGACGUCAGUCAUUUCAACUGUUGACUUUCUCAGUGCUGUUGAGGUGAUCCAUGGUAACAGUGUCCUCUCAGCCAGCAACCGGUCUGUCAUAGCGACACUUUUGUCUCAAGCUCGUACAGUACAGGACUCGAUAACUGCGAUGCUCUGAGGGACCGAUCUCAACAACCCGGCAAAUUCCGGUGCGACAAUACCGGAUUCAUGAUCCACCCACCUGAACCGCAAGCAGAGAAAUAUCGCCAGGUGCUAGUUUACUCAUCAACUUCUGUCAGACUCAGAGCAAGGAAUUUCUGGAAUGUUUAACGAUGUUUAGCCAACAGCAACCUACUUUACUUAGCUAGCCAAGCGCUGCCUACCACAACAUAAACAUAAUUAAGCAGAAAAGCAAGAAAGUACUAGGCCAGCAAUUUCAGUCAGCUGUACAGCCAUUGUACUCGGACAAAAACGCAAAAUGACGAAUAUCAUUAGCGCUAGUGCUAGCUAUCAAGGAUUCGUGAAAUGUUAGCUGUUAGUUAGCUAGACUAGCAAGCAGACAUUAUACUAAAGCUACGCAGCAAGUUACUUAUUUACUAGGGAAAGAUACCAACAAAAGUAACUGCUUUGAUCAUAUUGCUAUCUAUAUAAAACAGCACGCUAGAUACUGUACUGUAACUAAGGGAUCGUGAAGAUGGCGACUGGAACGGGUUGGCAGCAAUACUACAGCCCUGCUGGCAAUCCAUCCUCGGGAGCAGGGAAAUAUAACUCAGCAUCAUCAUCAGCAUCGACAAUGUCAUACCAGUCCGGCAUCGCCAUGGAAUAUACACAGGACCUACACCUGAAAAUGAGCAAGAAAAUAGCCCAGCUUACAAAGGUGAUCUACGCUCUCAACACCAAGAACGACGAGCACGAGGCUGCCAUCGCCACGCUGAAGGAGGCCCACGAGGAGGAGGUGCAGCAGAUUCUGACGGAGACCCGCGAGAAGAUCCUCCAGUACAAGGGUAAGAUCAGCGACGAGAUUGACCUGAAGCGCCGCAUCCAGUCCCUAGAGGAGUCCAUGGAGCAGCACGAUCGCAUGAAGCGCCAGGCGCUGGCUGAGUUUGAGAGCUACCGGCAGCGUGUGGAGGACAUGCAGCUGUGCACAGAGGCCCAGCACACGCAGCGCGUGGUCACCAUGUCCCGGGAGGUGGAGGAGAUGAGGAGGUCUUUCGAGGAGAAGCUGAGGACGUUCGGCCAGGCGCAGACCCAAUUCGAGCAGGAGAAGAAGACGGCGCUGGAGGAACUGAAGUCGGCCCAUCGCCAGGAAGUGCAGGACAUCCUGCGGUCACACCAGAGUCAGAACGCCAACUACAGCAAAGACCAGGAGAAACUGGGCCAGCUGCACAAGGCCGAGGUGGAGUCUCUGACGGAGCGGGUGGAGGAGCUGAAGCAGGAUAAGAAGCGUCUGGUGGAGGAGUACGAGGCCAAGCUCAGCAAGGCUCAGGCGUUCUACGAGCGCGAGCUGGAGGCCAUGAAGAGAACCCAGCAGCUGACCUCCGACAACCUGCUGGCGUGGAAGAAGACCGAGGCCGAGUUGCGGCGGGAGUUCCAGACGCAGGAGGCGUCGCUGCAAAAGACCCUGAGCAAGCUGAGGGCCGAGCUGCAGCGAGUGCAGGAGGAGUCGAGGGACAACAGGGAGAAGGCUCAGAAGCUGCAGGCCUCCCUCGCCGCAGCCGAGAACAACGUCAAGGAUCUCACCAAACAGCUGGAUGAGGUGACCCAGGAUUCAGAGAUAGUGGAGAUUCGUCAGAAGGAGUCUGAGUGCGAGCUGGAGGCGGCCAGAGACCGAGUACAGCAGCAGGCCACGGAGAUCCUCCUCAAAGCCAGCCACAUCGGUAGCCUGCAGGCGACUCAGAUGACCCAGGAAGCGGCUAUCCGAGACCUGGAGUCGGAGAGGAGCCGCCUGAAAGACAAAGUGCUGCGUCUGGAGGAGGAGAGAGGAGCCCUGCAGACCAAGAACCAGGUCCUGGAUGAGAGGCAGAGGCAGCAGACCCUCUCCCUGGAGAAGACUCUGCGGGAGGAGAAGCAGAUAUACGAGAAGGAGAUGAUGAACUUGCGCUCCAAGUAUGAGGAGGACGCCGCCCACUUCAAGGAGAGUCAGACCCGAGCGCUGGAGGAACUGUCCAAGAAACACAGGCUGACCCUGGAGAACACCCACACUGCUGCAGAGAAAGACAAAAGCAGGCUACUGGCUGAGAUGGAGCAGAAGUUUGAGAGGGAGCGCCUCUCAUUGGAGGAGCAGAAGACCCUCCUCCGACAGCAGCUGAAUGACCUGAGGGAGGAGCUUACCUACAAACUCAACCAAGCCAAUCAGGAGGUGUGUCGGCUCCAGGAGGAGGUGAAGGCGGGGGAGGAGGGCAUGGGCUCUGCUGAGGGCCACAUCUCCUCCCUGAAGGAGGCGCAGGACAAGCUGCUGGAGGAGCUGGAUGCCACCAGAGCCAGGCUUCGAGAGACCAGCAACCUGCUGACGGCCCUGCAGGGUGAGAUGGAGACACAGAAGAGGCAGCAUGAGGCCAAACUCCUCUCCACCAAAGAGGAGGAGAAGCUUAAGAUGGACAAAAUGGCCUUGGAGCUGGAGCUGAAGUGGACAGAGACAUUGAGGCAAGAGUGUAAGAAGUUGCGUGAGGAGUUAAGAGAGGUUCAUGAGGAGAACAGGCAGGUCGCCCUGGCACAGCUGGCACAAACAAAGGAUCAGGAGAUGAGCACCGCUCGGGAAGGCUGGCAGAGGAAAGUGGAGGACUUACUGGAGCAGAUCUCCCGGCUGAAGCAGAGCCUGGAGAUGCAGCUGUCCCAGUCGCAGAGCUCCCUGCAGCAGCUGCAGCAGCAGUUCAGCCAGGAGCGGGAGCACCUGAGGCAGCAGCUGGACGAGCUGCAGACGGAGCACCAGCGGCGGGAGCAGCGGCUGCAGGAGGCGCACUGCUGCGCCAUGCAGGACCUGGAGCACGCCCGCCAGCACAACCUCAAGGAGCUGGAGGAGCGUCUGAGGCAGCACCACCACAUGGAGCUCCAGUCUCUGAGAGAGGCCCACAGACAGAGCAUCGAGACCCUGAAGCAGCAGUCGGAGCAGGAGCUGCAGACUCUGCGCUUUGAGCUGGAGGACGAGGGCAAAGCCAUGCUGGCCUCCCUGAGGUCAGAGUUGAACCACCUCCACGCGUCGGCCAUCGAGCACCUGCGUCAGACCCACCAGCAGGAGACGGCGGCUGCUAAGCUGGAGCUGGAGAACGCCCUGGAGCAGAGCCGAGUACAGGAGCGGGAGCUGCUGGGCCGUAUCUCAGGCCUGCAGGAGGAGGUGGUCUGGAGGAAGCAGCACAUCGCCGAGCUGGACCACGAGAUCCACACCCUGAAUGAGAACAUCAGCACCCUGACCAAGGAGCUGGAGCUGAAGGGCAAGGAGGUGCUGAAGAUCCGAAGCGAAGCCAACCAGCAGAUCAGGGCUCAUGAGCAGGACCUCAGCAGGAAGCAGGAGAGAGAGCUAGCCGAGUUCCACGCGCACCACAGCCGGGAGACCCAGAACAUGCUGUCUGACUUCAACAAGGCAGAGCUGCUCAAGGACAAGAUAUCAGCCCUGCAGAUCCUGCUGGAAGGAACAGAAGACAAGUUCAGGAACAGAGAGAGUCGUCCAGAGGACCUGCAGGUCAUCGCUGAGCUCAAGGAGAUGGUGGCAGAGAGAGAGUCCCUGGUUAAGAAACUGGUGGACGAUAAGAAGUUUUACCAGCUGGAGCUGGUGAACAGAGAGACCAACUUCAACAAGGUGUUUAACACCAGUCCCAAUGUUGGUGUCAUCAACCCCCUGAUCAAGCAAAAGAGAAAGAAUGAGAAAUCCGCCACCAGAUUCAGCAGCUCUCCCAACCUGCGGGCGGCGGAGCUGGCGGGCGCGGGCACGGGAAGUGGGCAGCAGCAGCCCCAGCCCAACCGCCUAGAGCCCAUCCCCAACUCCCCCUUACACCACCUAGAGCUCAACACGAGCAAGCCUCUGCCCCCGCCAACCCCACCCUCCGAGCCCAAGAAAUUCAUGAGCCCUCCUGAGACUGAGGAAUCCCCAGACUCUGACCCACAGCGCCAGGAGUGGUUCGCACAGUACUUCACCUUCUGACCUCCCUCAGAUACAGCAUGGCAACCAAACUAUGAAGAAACAAAACAGAAGAAAUAGACUAAAAAAGAAGUUAUCACUCCAUUCGUUCAUUUUGUUGAUUAAUUAAGUACAUUCUCUGUGGAUGGGUUUCUUAGUACAGUAAUUAUAUGUUUAUUUUAGUUCUUUAUUUUUUGUCGUUUCUCUGAGUGCUGCGUUCUGCUGCUGAUCAUCAUCAUUAGUUGGGUUGAGUAAUAUGGUAUCUUGUCCUCUGUACCUGGUUUAGAAUGACACAGUGGUUAAACUUUGUUACAGCCGCAUUUAAGCAAUUUUGGUAGAAUUAAAUUGUUUGUAUUGUCGUCUGUCUCAACACAGAUAUAAUGAUGUCUCACCAAUUUUCAAAAGAAAAAUCGCAUAUUUUAUAUUUAUAUUAUACUGUAUGCCUAACUAAUAAAUUAUUGUAACAUUUACUCCG